AUGGAAUUAGAAUCGGCAAAGGCGAGGUUAAAUGUUAAACUUACACAAUUAGAACUAUCUGUGAAAAAAACGGCGAGUAUUUUGGAGAAAUGCAACGAGGAAUCAAUCGAGCGUCAACUGAACGCCCUUAAAGUGAUUACUAGCGAAGUUGAUCAGCGCAAGCGAAAAGUUGAAGAGUUACAAAUAGCGGAGAAAACCGAAGUGGACGAAAUUACGCAAUACGGCGCAUCUGUUGACGAGAAAAUCGACGCGGCGGAUAUCGAAGUUACGCGAAUCAAACGAUGGCUUCAAGAGAAAGAAGCAGAGAAAGACACUACAGAGAAGAAAGGUAAGAUGCAGUUUGAAAUGGAAUUGCAUAAACUCAAGCUAGAGGCGCAAUCUACGUCAGCCCAAAAGAAUGAUAAGAAUGUUGAGCAGGGAAAUUUUGUCGAUGCAAAACUUCCCAAAAUUGAAAUAACGCGCUUUGAUGGGUCGCCCCUUGAUUGGCCGAGAUUUUGGGGACAAUUUACAGAGACGGUGGACAAGCGUUCCGUGGCACCAGUGAAUAAGUUUGCGUAUUUGUGCGGGUUUUUGUCGCCUAAGGUUAAAACUGCGAUUGAAGGCUUACCUUUCACCCCUGAGGGCUAUAAUCGCGCCAAGUCUAUACUUGAAGAUCGGUAUGGAAAGAAUUCCGAAGUAAUUAAAGCAUACAUCAAACUGAUAAUAGAUUUACCUACUAUUAAUCAGCUUAAUCUUAAGAAGAUACAUCAAUUUAAUGACCAGUUGAUGCAUGCGGUUCAAGCUCUUCAAACUUUGAGCAAACUAGAGACGGUGAAUGGAUAUGUCCCUAUGACCUUGGACAAACUUCAAGCAAUCAGGGGGGACUUGGUGCGCACCGAUCCCGAUUGGGAGGAAUGGGACUUUGCAAAGCUAUCUGAGGCUCUCCGGUUGUGGACGCGGCGAAAUCCGAUCGUCGAAGCAAACGAAGGAGAGGGAAACAAAUCGUUGAAGCAAGACAGAUCGUCAAGGCGGUUGUUUUUCUCGAAGAGCCCAGAACGUACGUGUGCAUACUGCGACGGGGGGACCACAAGACGGUUUCAUGCAACAAAAUCACUGACGUCAAAUGUCGCAAAGAGAUUCUAG
Messenger RNA from Dendronephthya gigantea, 1122 nucleotides. RefSeq lists its product as uncharacterized. NCBI's taxonomy places the organism in Eukaryota, Metazoa, Cnidaria, Anthozoa, Malacalcyonacea, Nephtheidae. The record is from RefSeq and is a predicted model, not a curated record. The transcript has a single exon. Bases 1 to 1122 code for a protein of 373 amino acids.